AUACUGUCCAUCUCCUUUUUUCGAUAAUUUAUACACCACUCCUAUCACAUUAUGUCUUAUUGCCACGUGAUCCAAUAAACUCAACCCUCAAUGUAAGCAGUUCCUCUUCCUUUACAAGCAAAAAGAAGAAGAAAAUACAACGCAGGAAAUCUUUUCAAAAUGUUUUAAAUGCUACAUAGCGAUUUGGAAAGACUCCUCGUAAAGACCAAUGGUUUUCACGAGGGAAUUAGACCCCAUGCAAGAUUAAACCCCGUCUGUUUGAGGCUUUCAUUUCUUUUCAUGGGAUGCUGGCCAUAAUUGUAUGGGAACAUAUCGUGUCGUGCCUAUCAUAAGAGUCUUACAAGUGCGUUUGAAUUUAAAUUGAAUAUUGUUUUCCAAGCCCUGCAUUGAUAUGUUUUACAUGUUCGUUGAAACACGAGCCCAAGCUGACCCGUGCCCCGCAAGAUCCUGCGCGAUACCUUCCCUCCCCCCCCACUACGGCUGCGACUACUACGACUACGACCGCCACCACUAUCGGUAUACUCCGGCAAACCAAAUAAAUGCAAUGGAAGUAAUAGCCCUAAUAUCUGGCGGCAAGGACUCCUUCUUCUCCCUCCUCCACGCAAUCGCAAAUGGGCACAAAAUAGUAGCUCUUGCAAACCUCCGCCCACCCACCACUGCUUCCGACCCCAUAACCACUCACCUCCCCAGCACCACCCCUCUAACCCUGCUUCCCAGCACCCCAGGAACAAAAGAUGAACUUGACAGCUUCAUGUACCAAACCGUCGGCCACACCGUGCUCUCACUAUACCCACAUGCCCUCAAAAUUCCUCUGUACAGGGGGGCCAUAACCGGCACAUCCAUUGACCAAAACCUCUCGUAUGCACACUCCGGCGAGCGCGGAGACGAAACGGAAGAUUUGGUGCCCUUGCUAGAACACAUCAUCACCCAGCACCCGGGUGUGAAAGCGGUUUGCACAGGGGCGAUACUGUCCACUUACCAAAGGACUCGGGUAGAAAGUGUCUGCGAGCGCCUGGGUCUGAUCUCGUUGUCUUACCUAUGGCAGCGGGAGCAGGCUGAGAUAUUAGCAGAUAUGGAAGCCGUGGGGCUGGAUGCUAGGAUUGUCAAGGUCGCAGCGGUGGGACUCGAUCCUGAAGAGUGGCUGUGGGAGAACGUGACUAACGCGCGGAGAAGGAAGAUGUUGGAUGGGUUGGAGAGGAAAUGGGGGGUUCAUGUUGCGGGGGAGGGAGGGGAGUAUGAGACUGUGGUCGUCCAAGGGCCCGGGUGGAGAGGGAGGAUUGAAGUCCCAGAGGAGGGGAGGGAGGUUGUUAGUACCGGAGGUGGGGUUGGGCAUUUGAAAAUUACGAAGGCUAACUUUGUGCUGGGAGAGGAGGUGGAGGAGGAAGCACAGCAAGGGGGUUGGGUAAAAGAUCUACGGAUACCAAAUAUCUGGGAUACGGAAUUUGAAAAAAUUCUUAAAACUAUCAUUUCUACACUCCCAGAAACACCCCUCUCCCCACAUCCUCCUUCCUCUUUACUCCCUUCCCCCCGUCUCAACUCACCCCCAAAACCUUCAGUGUCAAUCUUCUCCCAAACCCUCUUCAUAAACAACCUCACUUCCCCACCCCCCUCCCCCUCUACCCAGCAAAGCAUUACAGCCGAAACUUCCUCCCUCCUCCAAACUCUCUCCACCCACCUCGCCGCGCACGGCACCUCCUUCAAACACAUUACAACCUGCACCCUCCUCCUCCGGCAGAUGUCCCACUUCCCCUCAAUCAACUCCACCUACUCCACCUACUUCACAACUCCCCUCCCCCCCUCCCGAAUCUGCAUCUCUGUUGGCGACCUCCUCCCGCUAGGCGUGAACAUAAUACUAAGCGUAACAGUUGACCUCCCCCUCCCUCCAUUCCCGCUACGUCGGGGACUACACGUCCAGAGUAGGUCAUACUGGGCACCAGCGAACAUAGGUCCUUAUUCACAGUCCAUCACUUCCUCCAGGGGAUGGACCUCGCUGGCAGGGAUGAUCCCGCUGGUGCCAGCUAGUAUGGAGCUGCUCAAUAAUGCAGAAACGAGAGAAGAGGUAGUGAAUCAGGCUGUGCUGGGAUUGCAGCAUAUGUGGAGGGUAGCGAGGGCUGCGGAGGUGACAGGGUUUUUAGGCUGUGUUGUGUUUGUCACCAGGUGUGAGGUUGUUGGUCCCGUGGCUGAAGCAUGGAAGGGAGCCUGGAAAGGGUGGAGGGGAGAGGUUGGGUGGAAGGGGCUUUGGUCAUCCAUUUCUCAAUCAUCCCCUAGAAUGGAACGGGGUGAUGACGAUGAUGAGGAGGAGGAGGAGGAAGGGGGGGGGGUUACACUCCCCCUGAUAAUAGCCCAAACCUCCUCCCUGCCCCGCUCUUCAACCUCCGAAUGGGUCGGUACAGCAAUAGACGGGCCCUGGCUACACAGGUUACAAACUGCUUAUAACUCAAGCCUCUCCCCACCCUCCUCUUCCCUUCCACGCUUACAUGUAACUUCCCAAAGCACAACAUAUGGUCCCAACGCCCCAUACUCCCCUGCUGGUGGACUACAGACGUUCUGUCUACCCCCCUCAUCACCCGGCGCGCUGGCUAUCGAAAUUAAAAAAAGGAUUGGCGUAGAGCAGAUGGAAGUGGGGAAUGCUACUGUGUAUCUGUCGGCUGGGGUGGCGUCCGUAGGGGAGUUUGACGUGGCAUGGAUGGAGUGCGUGGGCGAAGCAGUUGGUAUGCAGGUUGUUCCCGUAGAAAGGGUGUGGGAUAUGGAGGGGAGAGAGAUGGGGAUUGGGGUUACGGCGAGGCUGGGGGGGAAGGAAGACUUUUGA
Tuber melanosporum (Perigord truffle) is the source of this 2809-nucleotide messenger RNA. RefSeq lists its product as uncharacterized. Bases 545 to 2809 code for a protein of 754 amino acids. Gene Ontology annotation, molecular function: diphthine-ammonia ligase activity. The record is from RefSeq and is a predicted model, not a curated record. Lineage: Eukaryota; Fungi; Ascomycota; Pezizomycetes; Pezizales; Tuberaceae. Gene Ontology annotation, biological process: protein histidyl modification to diphthamide. The transcript has a single exon.